This is a messenger RNA of Colletes gigas, 5313 nucleotides long. RefSeq names its product hillarin (gene Hil). Bases 692 to 3193 code for a protein of 833 amino acids. The transcript has 12 exons. The record is from RefSeq and is a predicted model, not a curated record. NCBI's taxonomy places the organism in Eukaryota, Metazoa, Arthropoda, Insecta, Hymenoptera, Colletidae.
CAGGUGGCGAUAUUCAGGUUCGAAAUCUCGCGUGGCCGCCUCGGUUGGUGGCGAGACCUCAUUCCAGGCGGCUGGCACACACGAAAACCGUGCCAGAAAACGUUCGUACGCGUCGCGACGAAGGUCGAGAGUCGCGGUCCGCGCGCCGUCUACGCCGCCGAUCACACGGUAAAAGAGCAAUUGCCGUCGAGGCGUCGGAACGCGAUCGUCGAAGACACCGGGGGACUGUUCCGUGGAGUCGACACGUCGGUGAUACCUGGCAGGUGGAUCUGUUCCCGGAAUUCCAACGUUCGUCCGUCCUUUUCUGUUUGGCGCGCGCGUCAAGAGGCCGCGCGGCGCUCGUCGGCCGUGUCUGGUGAUUUCAAUGCUCGCCGCGGCCGCAACCGGAAGAGGGAAGCCCGUCCAGUGACAUCGUGCGCGAUUUUACGGAGUGUCGUGGUUCCCCGUAGGCGGAGGCACCCGGGCCCCAGUGGAUAGAAAGUAAGUCCGGCGAGGCAUUCCGGCUGGUACGAGAGAUGCUCGGACUGCGCGGCGACGAGCAUCGAGGAUUCCCGUGGACCACGCCGAACGCAGGAGUAUGAGGAGGUUGCACGCGGUGGCCAGCAGAGCGAGGUGCAGCGCGGACUGAGGACAGAGGAAAGCCCAGAGGAAGGAUCGCGGCAGGAUUUCUGUUAUCGGCCGUAUAUCGAUCAUGUAUCGGCCGAACUUCUACGAGAGCACGUGCCUGAGGUGCGCCCAAACGGUGUACCAGGUGGACAGGGUGGGUCCGCUGAAGGACUUCACGUUCUUCCACGCAGGGUGUUUCAAGUGCGCGAUCUGCGGGACGAAGCUGACCCUGAAGACCUACUACAACAACCAGCACACGAUCAACGACAAAGAGGUCUACUGCAGCAGCCACGUGCCCAAACCGGGCCCGGGCACCUUGGAUGGGUCCAGCGUGGGCAUCAGGAGCGCCCUGAACGUGCCGAGGAGCGGUUACGUCAACGAGCAGAUCAGAGCCGGUGGUGCGUCACCGCGCGGAGUUUAUCCACCUUGUUACGAUAAUGUAGACUCGCCUAAUUAUGCCAGGCACCUAAACGGACACGGUUCACCGCCGGCUACGAAUUCGUCCAAUCGUGAUUUCCAUGGGAAUGCCGGCGGAGGGGCGUCCUCGCCGUACAACCACAAUUAUGCCGGGGACGGGAGCUACCAGUACGGGAGAUUCGACGCGAGCGCGCUUCACAUCGCCCAUGCCCUUAAGCAGACGGAACUUCAGAAGGGCUACAGCAAGGCACGCGAGAAGCCCAUCGAUUAUUAUCUGGAUCGAGAUGAGCAAACGCGUCUGGAGAUGAAGCAUCGCAAAGAGGAGGACGACCUCUACCGGAAGUUCGCUCACCAUCGUGAAGAGGAAGACAGACGGAUUCGGGAGGAAUUCAGGGACGAAUGGGAGAAAGAGCUGGAGCAGCUAUCGGCGCGAUGGGAACGCGAAAAAGGCGGAAGAGUACGAACCCAGCAAUUUCAGCAGGAGAAGGAGGACCUGGAGAAGAACAUGACUCUCCGCAGGGACAAGAAGAAGGAAAGUCUCACGCGCAAAAUGCUGGAGCACGAACGGGCAGCGACGGCGGCGUUGGUGGAGAAACAGAGCUCGGAGAUGCUGGAGCUGAUCAAUGAGGCGAGAAGCGAGUAUAUGCGCCAGGAGAGCCUGUAUCUGGACGAGGGGGACGGUUAUGCCCAGGAAGCGCCGCCUAUGCCUUAUCCUUCGCGCGCGCCACCCCCUCAACCCCCGGCCCUCGCCAAGUAUCACAUCUACAAUGAUCCUCUGGAGUUUGCUGACAUGGAUCAGAUAGCUAUUUCGGUAGCCCAAGAAGAUCAGAAAACGUUCACGGAUCUGGUGCGACAGUUGGUGAGCAGAUGCGGGUCCGAUAUAGAAAAGGCGAGGACGAUAUUCCGGUGGAUAACCGUGAAGAAUCUGAACACCAUGCAGUUCGAUGAAAAUCUGCGCGGGGACACGCCCAUGGGGCUGUUGAGGGGGAUAAAACACGGGACAGAGAGUUACCACGUUCUGUUCAAGCGACUGUGCAGUUACGCUGGUCUGCACUGCGUAGUGAUAAAGGGUUACAGCAAGUCGGCCGGUUAUCAGCCGGGAGUCUGUUUCGAGGACAACAGAUUCCGGAACAGUUGGAACGCGGUUUACGUGGCCGGCGCGUGGAGAUUCGUUCAGUGCAAUUGGGGGGCGCGACAUCUCGUCAAUGCCAAAGAAGUUCCCCGUCCAGGUCAACCAAAAGCCAAAAACGAUAGCCUCAGAUACGAGUACGACGACCAUUACUUCUUGACGGACCCUCGAGAAUUCAUAUACGAGUUCUUUCCUCUCCAAGAGGAGUGGCAGUUGCUCAAACAACCGAUUUCACUUAAAGACUUCGAAGAGCUGCCUUUCGUGCGAUCGUUGUUCUUCAGGUACGGCCUUUACUUUCCGGAUACGAACACGAACGCCGUUAUGUACACGGAUUCUACGGGCGCUGCGACCGUCAGGAUAGCUAUGCCGGCGCACAUGCAGUCGUCCCUCAUUUUUCACUACAACCUCAAGUUUUACGACAACGACGGCGACGGAUACGACGGCGUGUCGCUGAAGCGUUUCGUCAUGCAGUCCGUGGUCGGCAACAUAGUGGCGUUUCGUGUGCACGCGCCGUGUUCGGGAGCUUUCCUCCUGGACAUAUUCGCGAACGCGGUGACCCCGAAGGAGUAUCUGACGGGCGAGCCCAUGAAGUUCAAGAGCGUGUGCAAGUUUAAAAUCGCCUGCGAGGAACUGCAGACGGUCAUGGUACCAUUACCGGAUUGCGCGAGCGGAGAAUGGGGCCCCACGAAAGCGACGAGACUAUUCGGGCUCAUUCCCAUCACGCAUCAGGAGGCAUUGGUGUUCGCUGGUCGCGAGCUGGAGAUCCAAUUCCGAAUGUCGAGACCGUUGACCGACUUCAUGGCGACGCUGCACAAGAACGGGAUCGAGGAGAAACGCCUCUCCAAAUACGUCACGCACUUGAUCGCGGACGACGACGUGGUGACUUUCUCGAUCAGCUUUCCCGAGGAGGGCCAGUACGGUCUGGACAUUUACACCAGGGAAUCGACCAGCCCUACCAGCGUCCCUCACGACAUCACCGGCGAAAAGCACCUGCUCACGCACUGUUGCAAGUAUCUGAUCAACUCCAGCAAACGGAACUAGAUACGUCGACGGUCGUAGAGAACUUAUUUCGCUGAGAGGGGGGUGGCUCGAUCGAUCCGAUCGAGAAGACGAAUCGCAUCGCGGAUGAUCGCUAAAGGUGCUUCAAUUCCCUUUCCCGCCAUCGUGUGUGUCUUUUCAUCCACUCGGGGUAGGGUGGUCUAAAGUGACGCGACAAAGAACUAAUCCGCAAGAUUAGCCUUUACUUGCCAGUAAAUUAUCUGUUAACUAGCGAAACGGUAUCGAAAGGUGGUGUUUCGCGAUGGUAGCAAAGAGAACGGGAUCGAGGGUGCAACUGUUCCGAGAGGGUACGAGGAGAUCCUUGAGCGCGAGGAGUCCCGAGAGACGCCAAAUAUUGGGUUGCUGCAGCAUAUAAAAUAGGAAUACUGUAUUUAAUGUUUCUCAGCAAUUUCUGAUUAAGGUAACGAAACUGGGAAAAAGAUACCUUCAACAUUUCUUCCCUCUUUUAUCUCCUCAAGAUGAUAUAAAAUCCCAUUGGUGAUAUUUUAUGGGUGUCUGAUGAGAUAUUCAAUAAAUUCAACCCAUAUCAUACAUCCAUUAACAUUAAUAAUACAAUGUCUGUAUUGUACCAAACUUCCCGUUGGAUACUUCAUCGGGCACCCUGUAUAUCGACAACCAUAAAGGUGUUUAUUGCUGAAUCUAUUUCCACGCGCAGCGAGGAUUACCUCAGUAAGUUGCUCAAGCAGAUAAAUAUUGGUGAGGUACGUUUUACCGAGGUACAAACGCGACGUUUAAACGAGGGAGUAUCGUACCGCGUACAAGAAUCCUCAAGAAUCCCCAAGAAUUCCCAAGAAUUCCCAAGAAUCCCCUGCAGCGACCCGACGAUUCCAAGACGCGCUACCUCCACGUUCUUCGUAGUUAAUAAUAACGGUAAGCUUACUAAUAUUUCGACGUUAAUUAUCGAGGAAAAAUUAUGUCUAAUCGCGCGCGUGCUGCACGGCGGAAGGGCGCAAACGAGCAGCAUAAUUGUGGCGGUAGUCUAAGGUAUAUUCGAUCAGGGCCCUUAUUUAACUCGCUGAUUUUUUCCGGUGCCCGCUGUCGUUCGUGUUUUUUCCACGGGAAAGUUGGCAAUUAUAGUUUACUAGCUUUGGUGCUCCCCCGACCAAAUUAAUAAAACUUUCUCGCCCCCCGGUUGCCAGUUCAAAGCGAUAAUCCCAAUUACACCCGGGGUCAUUUUAAUUCAAUUCGUUGGAAUCGCGUUUCGCCGUUCGUUUCGCGUUUUCGGUCGUCGAAUCGAGGAGCACCGUAUUAUUUUAUUACGCGAGGUGCUUUGUGUAUAUUAAUUAUGGACACAAUCGUUUCGAUUUUACGGGGAUCCAUCGACGGGCCCCCGAGCAAUCUGCACGAAUAUUUCGGUUCCGUGGAUCUACGUGCUUCACGAUAAGUCUUCUAUGCUCUUAUGCAUGUUGAUAACAAUGUACAGCAUCGCCUCUCUUCUUGCGAACAAAUCGAGGCAGUUAAAUUUCAUGUGGAGAGGUUUGGACGAGAUUAUAGUAUUCUAGGGUUAAUUGCACAGCUGAUUCGAGGGGCGUGGGCCAUUCCGUUGCAAGUAACCGUAACGCAGACUGGCGCAAGAAGCGAGGCAGUGCUGUACAUCGAUAAAACAUUCCUUUUUCUUCUUGUCACGAACGACAGUUACAAGACGCUGACGAGCGUUUUAAUUUCCAUUGAAUUUCUCGAACUGUGCGUAGGUUUCGGGGAUUAUUUAUAGUACGGUAUGAUUCAGAGGGCCUUUGAAAUCGUCAAACUUUGCGGUUACGGUGGUUUCCGAAGUUCAGGUGCUAUAUGUUACUCUGUCACGACUAGUUGCACAAUUCUAGUUAUGUUUGAACGCGAGAAGCGUGAAUAUGCUAAACUGUUCGGGCGUGCUGCGACGCUUUGCAGGAAGGAACCUUUACAGGAAGCUUUCGCGUUUUCGAAAAUUAAAGAAGUAACUUGUUUAACAAUUGUGUUAGAAGGAGCGAGAAAUAUGUAGGUUCCAUUCCUGCGAAACGAAACACGUUGGCGUGUCCACACUUUCCACGGCAUGACGCUCAGAGCGAAGAAAAAAUUGUUUUUAGUAAUAAAAACUAUAUAUUUGUUAAUUUUUUGUAAUAUUAAUA